AUGGAGGAAGAUCCGGCCGUAACGACGCGCGUAGGACGCGUCGUAGUGCCGUCAACGAGAGCUCGAGAAGCUCUGGAAGGUGCUGACAGCACCGAUGCCACCACUGCAACUAGGAGGACAACGUCAAAAGUGAAGCCAACUGCAGUGAGGAAGGCUGCUAAUCAGAUUGAGGAGAGACAGUGCGCUCAGGACGAAAACCAAAUGAUACUUAGAAAGAUGUGUCAGUACUUGGAGGGCAUCUAUCGGGAGGUCAAAAUUUUGAAAGAAACGCUUAGAACAAAACGACAUGAUCAAGAGACUACAGGCCUAAAUAGAAGUAAUCUAAAGCUAAGCUGCAGAAGACUGCAAGCAACUCCGGGAGCAGCUAGAUACCAUCGCGAAAGCCAGGGUAUACGCCUAGGCCCUCUCGGCCCUCCAGUGCCUCCUACAAUAGCUAAUAUACUAUUCUGUACAAUUGACACGUCUCAUGUUAGAGAAGAAGACAAAGCCAAGGCGCAGAUAGCUAAUGUUAGACAAAUGAUCAAAAAGGAGAUACAGGGAAAUGAAGGAAUGGAGACCUAG
Talaromyces stipitatus ATCC 10500 is the source of this 561-nucleotide messenger RNA. RefSeq lists its product as uncharacterized. Bases 1 to 561 code for a protein of 186 amino acids. The record is from RefSeq and is a predicted model, not a curated record. Lineage: Eukaryota; Fungi; Ascomycota; Eurotiomycetes; Eurotiales; Trichocomaceae. The transcript has 3 exons.